UCUUCCACUUCAGAGUGCGAGAGCAAUGGCUGUGGCUACUGGCCUCCAUGGUUUUAGUAGGGUUUUGGCGCCGGUUCGCGCCAACCAAAGAAGAACAUCGUCAUCAUCAUCUUUCUCUAUCUCCAAACCUAUAUCCGGCAGCAGCUUUCGUCCAUCUCGAGUAGUCCUGAGAUUUCCCGCAGGUUCUGUAAAUCGAAGAGCUGUUAGGUGUUCUAUCUCUCCUACCACAGAGCCUGUUUCUGCAGGAAAGAAGUUGACAACACGAAGGGAUGUGAGGAACAUAGCUAUUGUUGCUCAUGUCGAUCAUGGAAAGACAACUUUAGUUGAUGCCAUGCUGAAGCAAGCAAAGGUCUUUCGGGACAACCAGUUUGUGCAGGAGAGGAUAAUGGACUCGGAAAGAGGAAUUACAAUUCUCAGCAAGAACACCUCAAUAACCUACAAGAGCACGAAGAUAAAUAUCAUUGAUACUCCGGGUCAUUCUGAUUUUGGUGGGGAGGUUGAGCGUGUUCUCAACAUGGUUGAAGGAGUUCUUCUUGUGGUAGAUUCUGUAGAGGGGCCAAUGCCACAAACACGGUUUGUUUUGAAGAAAGCUUUGGAAUAUGGACAUUCAGUUGUGGUGGUGCUUAAUAAAAUUGAUAGGCCUUCAGCACGUCCGGACUUUGUUAUCAACUCAACAUUUGAGCUUUUUAUUGAAUUAAAUGCAACAGACGAACAGUGUGACUUUCAAGUGAUUUAUGCAAGCGGCAUAAAUGGUAAGGCUGGACUAUCUCCGGACAAUUUAGCUGAUGAUCUUGGACCACUUUUUGAGGCUAUUCUUAGAUGUAUACCAGCGCCUACCAUUAAUAAGGAUGGAGCACUGCAGAUGCUUGUAACGAAUAUUGAGUAUGAUGAGCACAAAGGGAAAAUAGCUAUCGGUCGGUUGCAUGCUGGUGUGUUGGAACGAGGCAUAGAAGUCAAGGUUUGCACAUCAGAUGAAACAUGUAGAAAUGCAAAAGUUAGUGAACUUUUUGUUUAUCAAAACUUCAGCAGGGUCCCAACUGAGAAUGUGGAGGCUGGAGAUAUUUGUGCUGUUUGUGGAAUAAAUGAUGUAGUGAUUGGAGAAACAAUAGCCGAUAAAAGCUCUGGGAAAGCACUACCAACCAUCAAAGUAGAGGAACCAACAGUGAAAAUGUCUUUCUCUAUCAACACUUCACCCUUUGUUGGCCGGGAGGGAAAAUAUGUGACAAGUCGAAACCUUCGGGAUAGACUUUAUACCGAGCUCGAGAAAAAUUUGGCGAUGAGAGUUGAAGAUGGAGAAACAGCAGACACAUUUAUUGUUAGUGGCAGGGGAACAUUGCAUAUUACCAUCUUGAUAGAGAGCAUGCGAAGAGAGGGUUAUGAAUUCAUGAUUGGGCCACCCAAGGUUAUAAACAAAAGAGUAGAUGACAAAUUGUUGGAGCCCAUUGAGAUCGCUACUGUGGAGGUGUCCGAGGAUCACAUGGGGCCUGUUGUUGAGCUUCUGGGAAAAAGGAGAGGGCAGAUGUUUGAUAUGCAGGGAAUUGGUUUGGAGGGAACAUCGAUAUUAAAGUCACGCGGUCUUCUUGGGCUGCGAAAUGCAAUCCUAACAGCUUCGCGGGGUACAGCAAUUCUGAACACAGUUUUUGAUAGCUAUGGACCAUGGGCUGGGGAUAUUAGCACAAGGGACCAAGGAUCCUUGGUUGCAUUUGAGGAAGGAACUACUACUUCUUACGCCUUAUGUAGUGCUCAGGAAAGAGGCCAGAUGUUUGUGAGCCCUGGAGUGGAAGUUUAUAAAGGUCAAAUUGUUGGCAUCCAUCAACGUCCUGGUGAUUUAUCUCUUAAUGUUUGCAAGAAGAAGGCUGCAACUAAUGUAAGAUCCAACAAGGAACAGACAGUGGUUCUUGAUUCGCCAUUAUUUUACAGUUUGGAUGACUGUAUCGAAUACAUUCAAGAAGACGAACUGGUAGAAGUUACACCUAAAAGCAUACGCAUGUGCAAAAACCCCAAGUUCGCAAAGAAGAGGUAAAGUUUUUUUAGCUACUGUGAUCACUGCAGCAAAACAUGCCCCUUUUAAACCACAUUAUUCGAGUCUAGAAUGCCUUGAUUUAUGAGUUGCUUCUUUACUUACAACAGUGCAUGAGAGGCAAUUUGUAUCAUUUAUUCAUGAUUCAGGAACCACAGCUAGACCCAAUGUCCUGUAUAUUUAUUAUUAGAUCCCUCUUUUAUUAGUAAGAUUUCCUUAAAACUAAA
Messenger RNA from Phalaenopsis equestris, 2247 nucleotides. RefSeq names its product GTP-binding protein TypA/BipA homolog. The record is from RefSeq and is a predicted model, not a curated record. Gene Ontology annotation, molecular function: GTPase activity; GTP binding. NCBI's taxonomy places the organism in Eukaryota, Viridiplantae, Streptophyta, Magnoliopsida, Asparagales, Orchidaceae. Gene Ontology annotation, cellular component: ribonucleoprotein complex; cytosol.